AUGUUCUUAGGGAAACUAAUGACUUCUUGUUUAGGAGGAGACAGGACGACAACAUCGUACAAAUCAUCUUGCGGUGACCGUGAGAUAUCAUCACUGAAGAACGGAGGGUUACUGGUUGAAGAACUAAUCCGUAUUUCAAACGGUGACUACAAUCCUUUCCGUGUAUUCUCUGAACACGAUCUAAAGCAAGCAACCAAAGACUACGACCAAGAUCAUGUCUUACUUCUUGACGACAACUAUAGAUUGUUUCAGGGAGAUCUUGAGAACAGAGGAAUUGUUCUAAUCAAGAAAACGGACGAUCAUGAUGAGCUUGUAGAGUAUUGCAUAAGGGAAAUCGCUAUAGCUGCAUACGUUAGUACGAACACGAAUCUGGUGAAGCUUCUUGGUUGUUGUUUGGAGAGCAAGAUACCUAUUAUUGUCUUUGAAUACGUACCAAAAGGGAAUCUAUCAGCUUACUUGCAAGAAGAGAAAGUGAUUCUACCGUGGAGAUGCAGGAUUAAUCGUAUCGCUGCUCAGGUCGCAGCUGCGAUUGUUUAUCUCCAUGUUGGCAAAUCAAGACCUCUGAUUCAUAGACAUGUGAAGACAGGUAACAUUUUACUGGACGCUGACUUAAACGCCAAGCUAUUUGAUUUCGGACUUUCCCUAGAAAGUCCAUUAGGUGAGACCUAUGUACAAGCAUUGGUUGAAGGAACAAUAGGGUUUAUAGCACCAGAAUCAGUAAAUACCGGAAAAUUUAACGAGAAGACUGAUGUUUUCGCAUUUGGUGCUACACUUAUUGAGAUCCUGACUGGACGAGAGCCUCAUGAUGUGUUCAUUGAAGCCUCUCGUGAUCUGUUUCCAAGCCUCACUCCAGCUGCAGAGUCUUCUCUAUUAAUGCCUGUUCCUUUACCCACAAGAAGAGAUCUUUUGGUGUUCUUGAAGUCGAAUCUGAUAAAAUACGCUAAGAAAAACGCGUUAGAGGCUAGCGCAGAGCUCGCUGCAAGAUGUGUUGACGUAUUGCCAGAGAAGAGGCCAACGAUUGAAGAAGUGGCUAAGGAGUUAAGGCAUAUUCAAAACAUGUAA
Messenger RNA from Camelina sativa (false flax), 1062 nucleotides. Its product is annotated as putative wall-associated receptor kinase-like 16. Gene Ontology annotation, cellular component: plasma membrane. Gene Ontology annotation, biological process: protein phosphorylation; cell surface receptor signaling pathway. Gene Ontology annotation, molecular function: ATP binding; protein serine/threonine kinase activity. The record is from RefSeq and is a predicted model, not a curated record. Lineage: Eukaryota; Viridiplantae; Streptophyta; Magnoliopsida; Brassicales; Brassicaceae.